Molecule: messenger RNA, 3226 nt
Organism: Pezoporus flaviventris
Lineage: Eukaryota; Metazoa; Chordata; Aves; Psittaciformes; Psittacidae
Gene: PLEKHG7
Product: pleckstrin homology and RhoGEF domain containing G7
Biological process (GO): Rho protein signal transduction
Molecular function (GO): guanyl-nucleotide exchange factor activity
Source: RefSeq, a predicted model, not a curated record
AUGCAACAACCAAGGUCUGAUUAUUCGCCAGACCUGGUCAAGGAAGCCUGCAUUAGGGUGGAACUUCUAAACAGGGAAACUGAUCUUCAUAAGGAAAAUGUUGCUUUGUCUGGAAGCAGCAGUCCAGAAGAUGUCUUCAGCUGCUGUGAAACACAGGUAUUAUCAGUUUGUAUGGACACCACCAUGCCUCCAGACGACUACAUUCAAAGGCGAGGCUAUAUAGAGCCUUCACUUCAGAAGCUUCCUGUAGAGGAGUCCAUUGGGAGUCACCACACACCCUUCCAGUUUGACCGGCAUGCUCUGGCCAGAAUUUCCACUUCCCCAACUUUAAGACGUCUAAGGAUGACCUCUGCUUCACAAGCACUGCCAUUCCAGGACUGUUCUGACACAGCUCAGCUAGGGAAUCUAAAGGAAUACAACGGCUCUCUCCACCACAUUUGCAAGAGUCCACCUCGGUGUACUACAACUUCCUCGUUGUCGUUGCCUUCUUGUGUUCAUGCAAAAUUACUGUCUUCCAAAGCCAAGUCUGAAACAACUAUUGCAAACCCAACAUCUGCUAGCCCCAGAUCAAAACUGUCAAGCCACAAAGGUCCUCUCAGCAAUGGCAGAACCAGUGAGAGACUCCAGAACUCUUGGAGAGCCAACAGUGCUACCCUGACUAGGAGAAUCCCUAGUCCCGGCCCUACACCCCAGGAGGAUGUUCAGCAGUGUGGAUUGCCUAUACAAAGACCAGAAGGGCACAGGCGUAGCUCUGUGGUAGCGAGUCUGCCUGGACUGAAAGCGUUGCCUGGAGACCCUGUGGUGUCAGACACUGCAAUGGACUACCUGCCCCACGCCGCCGUCUUGCUAAGUGCAGAAAAAACAAGGUGGCCAUUUGCCAAAAGAGGAGUUGCUAAAGACAAACAGAAGCAAGUAUCUGAUAUGGAAAACUGUCUUUCAACUGUUAAGAUCAUAGACUUCAGCACAUAUGAAUUUUUCUGCUUUAAGAGUAAAUUUUGGCGUGAAUUUGUACAGGCGCAACAGACAGAGCAGAAAGAUGUCGACAGGCAGUUCGAAGUGAAAAAAGAAGCAGCAAUGUGGGAACUUUUCACAAGUGAAUGCACCUACUUUCUGGAUAAUUUGCUGGUUCUCAAAAUGGUAUUUAUGAACACUCUAAAAUGCCUCCAGACUAAUGAACUUCUCUUGGAUGUGGAUUUAUGGAGACCUUUUGCAAACUUAGAGGUGUUAAGCAAGAUAAGUCUCAGUUUUCUGCAAACUUUUUUUGAAGCCGUGAAGGAGCACAUCAGAAAGUCAAACUCUCCAAUGGAUUUCAGCUCCAUACUCAGAAAGCUUUUCCAGGGUGACCUCUGCCAGACACAUCAGAUAUAUUGUCUUAAUUAUACCUCCGCUGUCUUCUACUUGGAAAACCUGAGACAGAGAGAAGAGUUUGGCAUCUACCUGAACUGGUGUGAACAAAAGGAACAGUGAGAGAGACUGCAUGUAGAGCUGCUGCUCUCUCCCUUGCAUCAACUGAUGUGCUAUCCCCUCCUCCUCAACAUCAUCUGGAAGAGGAGCACUGAUGAAACAGAGAAAGGCUUUAUCCAGUCACUUAAAGAAAAGGUGGAAAAGUCCAUAUGGCAUCUGGAAGGUAAAGUCAAGUGGUUGGACAACUUUCAGAAGUUCAGACAGCUGCAAGAGGUCGUAAUUUGGCCUCAGGUCUGGGAUCGUGACAAGAGGUUCUUUGUCCAAGAGUGUUUGAAGCAAAGCCUAAGGGAAAACGGCAGUGAAAACAUUUUGUGUUCAACGAACAGCCUUCUCCUUCAUGAAGGGAGGCUAACACUAGCAGAAAGCACAAGACUCCUUGACAUCAUCUACCUCUUCCUGUUCAACAGUUUCCUAUUAAUUACCAAAAUGAAACGUCACAGAAAGAAAUACAGGAGCUCAGACACCAGUUUAAUGCCUGUCUGUCCUUCCCUCACUCCUGAGCUGCAGCCCUUCAUCAGAGAGGGUAGAUUUUGCACUGUCCUAGACCAGCCCAUCCCACUAGACAGACUGAUACUGAAAAACAUUGACCCCAUCCACGUUACAGUCUUCAGCCUGUGAAAUGCUUUCCUAAUACAGCAUGCAAAUAGGUACUGGCAGUGCAUAGCAGUCUUCUUGCUACAAGCUCAGACAGAGAAAACAUGGAUGUCACAGAUAGAAACAGCAAUCUCCAAUUACUCCGUGCAACAUGAAAUCAAGAAAAGCACCACUUUCUGCCUCCCAGCUGAAUCCUCUGGAAUUCAAUAACUUCAGCACAGCACCGACAGAGGCAGUGGAAGACUACUGAAGUGAUAACACAGUUAUAUCUUCCAGGAUGCCUUAAGUUUCUGAAGCUAACAGAUUUCUGACUUGACUAGGCAGGUGUAAGGAGUUUUGAUCACAGAAUGUAGGGGUAAACUGAAGGGGGGAAAUGUGCCUUGCAGUAAGUGUAUCACUCUUAGAGGCUCCUUUGCUUCAACUAGGGUAAGGCUCUUGCUAUCCAGCGGAGCUUUGAUACAGCUUGUUGUUUCCUAGAAAGCAGGACAGUGGAAACACCUCUGUUCGUGACAAUACCUUCACGAGAAAAGUCUAGAAAGGUUAUUUUGAGAGCAAUCAUACUGUAUUAAUAAAUUUCAUUAAAUUAAUAUUGUGUAGCCAUAGCUGCUGAUAGUUAUGCCUCUCUACCAACUGAAUUAUAAUAUCACAAGAUGUUUUUGCAUUAACUUGAGCAUGAGAUCAGUGAAAGCAUAUGUUGUGUUGACUUACUAAUUUUUAAAAUGAGAUUAUUGAAGUUUCUUUGGGAAAAGUCAUAAUUACAUAUAACAUUCAGUUAAACCAGAGAUGCUACUGGAUAUAUAAAAAGAAAGAAGUGCAAUGAUGCCCUGCUUUAUUUGCAUUUUUUUUACCUGAGGUUUUUCACCACUUUAUUAGCAGCAGAUCUGUCAUGAUGCAUUUUUUUACACCCAUUACAGCCUUUUAGGUCUGCUUCAGAAACUCGAGUGUUCCUUUUGCAUUAAGCCGUUCAAUACUUCUCUGCUAUUUGAGAUCUGUGGUCCAUGUAGCAGAAGUGUGCCCAUUAUUAGUCACUUCAUUUUUCCCUCUUUUGAGGUACUAGAAGAGACCCACAGAACAGCCCGAAAUUACUUGCCACAACAUUUGUGCAGGUUACUACCAUGGAGGAAGGGUGCUCUAACCAGGUUAGCCUUGGCUAAUCUCCUGGUAUUAG